Molecule: messenger RNA, 1314 nt
Organism: Penicillium odoratum
Lineage: Eukaryota; Fungi; Ascomycota; Eurotiomycetes; Eurotiales; Aspergillaceae
Gene: alg3
Product: dolichyl-P-Man:Man(5)GlcNAc(2)-PP-dolichol alpha-1,3-mannosyltransferase
Exons: 2
Coding region: 1-1314 (437 amino acids)
Cellular component (GO): endoplasmic reticulum
Molecular function (GO): dol-P-Man:Man(5)GlcNAc(2)-PP-Dol alpha-1,3-mannosyltransferase activity
Source: RefSeq, a predicted model, not a curated record
AUGCCUUGGGCACGCUUCAUCUACAACGUGCUGACCCAGCCACGACACACAAAAUGGAUUGCUCCUCUCCUGAUCCUGGGCGAUGCGCUCCUCUGCGCUCUGGUCAUCUGGAAGAUCUCCUGUAAAUCCGAUCCCGAGCCUAUACUGUGCCACGCGUUCAAUCAAGACAAUGCUAAUCACACUCAUAACCUCACAGACACCGAGAUUGAUUGGUCAACCUAUAUGCAACAAAUCUCCUUAUAUGUCUCCGGCGAACGCGACUACCCCUCAAUCAAAGGAUCGACAGGCCCUCUUGUAUAUCCCGCUGCGCAUGUCUACGUCUACACACUCCUAUACCACCUCACCGAUGAAGGGCGCGACAUUCUUACUGGGCAAAUUAUCUUUGCUGGUAUCUACCUCUCUACCUUGGUUCUUGUUUUUGGCUGCUAUCGGCAGACUGGGGCGCCACCGUAUCUCUUUCCUCUGCUGGUACUUUCCAAGCGGCUACAUAGCAUUUUCAUGCUGCGCAUGUUCAACGACGGAGUAGCAACCUUUGCGCUGUGGCUUGCUAUAUGGCUAUUCAUGAAGAGAAUGUGGACCCUUGGAGUAUUGGCGUGGACCUUGGGCGUUGGUGUCAAAAUGACCCUAGUGCUGGCUGCGCCGGCGAUUUCCGUUAUCACUCUGCUGAGUGUAGGCUUGGGACGCAGCAUUUCUCUUGGAGCCAUAGCCCUGCAGAUCCAGUUCUGUCUUUCGGUCCCAUUCUCCGCAACAAAUAUGUCAGGCUAUUUGUCACGAGCCUUUGAGCUAUCCCGGCAGUUUAUGUUUAAAUGGACGGUGAAUUGGCGAUUCGUAGGGGAGGAAACAUUUCUCUCCAGAGAAUUCUCCGUGGCUCUUUUGGUGCUACAUGUUUCUAUCCUUGCCCUCUUCUCCAUCGGCUGGCUGAAGCCGUCCGGAUCAGAUGUGUUCCGCUUCCUCCAGGACACUAUCCAUGGCCGCCAACAACAGGUUUAUCUUUCGAACUCGUUCAUCAUGACUACGAUGCUGAGCUCCAUGGCCAUUGGCUUGCUGUGCGCCCGAUCACUGCACUACCAAUUUUUCGCUUAUUUGGCAUGGGCCUCUCCGUUCCUCCUAUGGCGCGCUGGUCUUCAUCCAAUCCUUAUCUUCGUUGCGUGGGCGCUGCAGGAGUGGGCCUGGAAUGUAUACCCCAGUACCAAUGCAAGCUCGGCGGUUGUGGUUUUGUCCCUCGCUUUGCAGGUGUUUGGCGUCUGGUUCAAUGGACAGGGUGAGGUAGAUAGGAAGCCAGCGGUUGGCCGCAAGGAAACCCGUACUCAAUGA